Messenger RNA from Trifolium pratense (red clover), 1383 nucleotides. RefSeq names its product N-acylphosphatidylethanolamine synthase. The transcript is spliced from 5 exons. Bases 58 to 903 code for a protein of 281 amino acids. Gene Ontology annotation, biological process: phospholipid metabolic process. Lineage: Eukaryota; Viridiplantae; Streptophyta; Magnoliopsida; Fabales; Fabaceae. The record is from RefSeq and is a predicted model, not a curated record.
AUUAAAAUCUUAAAAUCACUCCCGACUGUUGCUGUGCAGUAGUCGGCGGGGAAAAAAAUGUCGCGGACGAUGGAGUGGGCGGCGAAGUCGGACCACCUUAAAGGCAUACCAAGAAAAAUUGUAAUAGCAGCAGUCGGUUCCUUCGCCAAAACGGUGUCGUCUCUCAUCAACACCACCUCCGUUCACAACGCCGACACUCUUCUCCGUCUCGUCCGUUCCAGACCCCAAUCCAUCCCCCUCAUUACCGUCAGCAAUCACAUGUCCACUUUGGAUGAUCCAUCAAUGUGGGGAUUCAAGGGUUUUCCAAUUUUUGAUACUAAGAUAGCUCGAUGGGUUCUUGCUGCUGAAGAUAUCUGUUUCAGAAAUCCACUUUAUUCCUAUAUUUUUCGUACCGGGAAAUGCAUACCUAUUACGAGAGGCGGCGGAAUUUAUCAAGAGCACAUGAAUGAAGCGCUUGAGCGCUUAAAAGAUGGAGAAUGGCUGCAUACUUUUCCAGAAGGAAAAGUUUAUCAAGAUGAUGCACCUAUAAGGCGAUUGAAAUGGGGAACUGCUAGUCUAAUUGUCCGUGCACCUAUAACUCCGAUUGUAUUGCCAAUUGUUCAUCAUGGUUUUCAUGAGGUGAUGCCAGAGAAAUAUAUGUUUGGUAGACGGCCUCCUUUACCACUAUGGAAUAAAAAGAUUAAUAUGAUUAUUGGCGAUCCAAUUGAAUUUGACCUUCCAGCAAUGAGUGAAGAGGCUAUUGCCCAGUCUCGGAACGACUCAUUCCCUGCUAUUGGGUGGCCCAGAACUUCCGAUGGUUUGGAUGAGGCAGCACAGCGAUAUCUGUACACUACAGUUUCAGAGAAAAUACGUGCUGCCAUGGAGAGAUUAAGGUGUUAUGGUAAAAGUUUUCUGAAGUCAUAAGGUUCAAUCCCACCUAAGCCUUUUAAGAUCUCACAAAUUUGUUCAUUGUAUUGUAUCAUUCAUUGUUAUUGUAGUUGAUGGUUGAGUUAGAACUCUCAACUUGAGGUUCUUAAAGUCAAGUUGGCAAUAGAAUAUUUUAGCUUUGUAGGGGCCAUGGCCCAUGGACUACCCUCCAUCUGCAGCCCAAAUUUAGGUGGGCUAAUAUUUGAAAUAUCAUUUUUUAGAGAAACUAAACAAGUUUUAGCUCAAUUCUCAAGUAGGCUAGGAGAUAAAUCCUAGUUAGUAAUUUUGGAUAUUUAUAAGAAACAUCAUGCAUGGAUUUUUCUCCUUUGCAUUUUAGUAGUGUCUUGUCACUUUCGAGAGAUAUAAAUAAACAGGUGCAGUUCGCAUUUUAGGUAGCAAUGCUGUUCAAGCAGACCUCAUUGUUCAUUUCUUUGUGUAAUGUACAAAUCCUAUAAUACAUGAUCUCAUAUAAUGUUA